Molecule: messenger RNA, 1713 nt
Organism: Hibiscus syriacus
Lineage: Eukaryota; Viridiplantae; Streptophyta; Magnoliopsida; Malvales; Malvaceae
Product: AP2-like ethylene-responsive transcription factor AIL5
Exons: 9
Coding region: 334-1677 (447 amino acids)
Biological process (GO): regulation of DNA-templated transcription
Molecular function (GO): DNA binding; DNA-binding transcription factor activity
Source: RefSeq, a predicted model, not a curated record
AAAACGCUUCCACUUGCAUUGCUAAGCUGAUCCAUCACAUACUGCAAACACUCACUCGUCUUCUUCCAUGGACUAUCAAAAUUAAAUUUUGUUAGCGCAGCUCCCACUCCACCUUGCCUCUAUCAGAAACAAAGAACCUCGAUUCUCGUGCGACCUCUUCUCUUCUCUUUCCUUCACUUCCACCUCUCUCUCUUUUUAGCUUUAAUAAAUCUCAAACACUCCUGUAUAUAUGUGUCAUGUUCCUCUCACUUCUCUCUUAUUCUCUUUCUCUCGGUAAUUUGUUCAAUCUUCAACAGGCAACUUCUGGUUAAGCUAAACCCCCAAGUUUUUUUUAUGGAUAUGAACAUGGGGAACCACAGCAACACCGGUUCUUUUUCUACUCAGAAUUGGCUCGCUUUCUCUCUUUCCAACUUUGAACAACAUCAAGGUGCAGGUGCAGGUGCAGGCACGACCGUGUUCGAUAAAGCCCCGAGGCUCGAGGAUUUUCUUGGCGGUUCCUCCACCGUAUCCGGCGCUGGUACUGCACCCGUGGACGUGACUGUCCCCCACAACGAGAUAUAUGACUCCGAGCUUAAAACCAUAGCUGCUAGCUUCCUUCGAGGGUUUUCAUCUGAAAAUAAACCACAACAGGCGGUGCCGACGGCUGAGCCGGCACCGAGAAAAACUACUGAUAGUUUCGGCCAACGUACAUCUAUCUACAGAGGAGUCACCAGACAUAGAUGGACCGGAAGAUAUGAAGCUCACCUAUGGGACAAUAGUUGCAGAAGAGAAGGCCAAAGUAGGAAAGGAAGGCAAGUUUAUCUGGGUGGGUAUGACAAGGAAGAUAAAGCAGCAAGAGCUUAUGAUCUUGCAGCUCUAAAGUACUGGGGUCCGACCACCACUACAAACUUCCCGAUUUCUAACUACGAGAAGGAACUAGAAGAGAUGAAGAACAUGGCCAGGCAAGAGUUUGUUGCUUCACUACGAAGGAAAAGCAGUGGAUUUUCUAGGGGUACCUCGAUCUACAGAGGGGUCACAAGGCAUCAUCAACAUGGGAGGUGGCAGGCAAGAAUUGGAAGAGUUGCAGGAAACAAAGAUCUCUACCUGGGCACAUUUACCACCCAAGUAGAGGCAGCUGAGGCCUAUGAUAUUGCUGCAAUCAAGUUCCGGGGGUUAAAUGCAGUGACGAACUUCGACAUGAGCCGGUAUAACGUAAAAAGCAUCGCCAACAGUAAUCUUCCCAUCGGUGGCCUUAGCGGCAAAUCCAAGGCUUCCGAUGCUAAGAUCACCUCGGUCACCGACAACGACAACAGAGAUCUCUCUUCUGCUGCAGGCUCCAAUCUCAGCAGCUUUGCAGUUCCCAUCAAGCAAGACCAUUCCGAUUAUUGGUCGAAUAUCUUCGGAAACGGCAUCGGUACAACAAGGCACCCUAGUGUCACAGUUGCACCAACUAGCAUGUUACAAACUCCGGCCAGCUUCGGUUUCGAUUACGGAUUGAAUUCGGCAGUCACCGAGAGCAUCAACAACAGAGGUGAUUACAAUGUUAGUUCAUCGACUGUAUUCGCUACACCGCUCGUAAUAAACAACAAUGGCAACGGCAUCAACCAUAGCUGGGACAUUGCGCAGCCAUUGCAUUCUUAUCAGACUGCAAAGCCAAGCCUCUCAGUGUUUCAGACGCCAAUAUUUGGCAUGGAAUGAGCUCACAGACAAGAAUUACAGCUGUGGAUAAAAAAC